CCCAGGCCCCGGCUGCCCUGAGCCCCCUGAGACCCCCCGUCGCUUCUCUCAGGAACGUGCCCCCUCUUCUCUCCGACUCCCGAUCGAUCGCCUCCACCGCAGCAUCCACUCCGGCGGCAGGAAUGGAGAAGCAUCACAGCAACCCUAGAUCUGCACUCUUCAGCAAUGCUCCAUUUGCUCUUCGUGGUGCCCUUGGUAGCUCAAACUCAUCGUUCAGCAGCAUGGAUGGUCUUAGAAGCUCCUCAAUCCUUGGGCAAGCAAGGGGCUACACAUCUUGUCCCCUAGGAGCUGUGCAGCCAAGGGUGUAUCCAUCUGGAAGCAGAUCCCUGCACACAAGCCGUCCCCUAUCAGCUCCUGUUGCAAACCGUCCAUUGUCACCCCAUCUUCCUCUGAAGAAGCCACAGCUGAGCGCUACGUUCUCAAUCUCACACCGUAUAUUUGGUGUCGCUCUGGGUGCUGCCAUAAUAUCCGUUCCUCUCGCUACCAAGUUCAGCCUCAUGUUUGAUGUUUGAGCAAAAUGCUGCUGGUGUGACCGGAAUUGACAGUCACCGUUUCAUCAUCUAGACAUAAUGCAACUGUAGGGGAGUUGUAAAAGCAUCAUAUCAUGCAUGGUGUUUCUUUUAUAUAAAUAAUCAGCGUAGAAGACUUGAUUA
Molecule: messenger RNA, 653 nt
Organism: Lolium rigidum
Lineage: Eukaryota; Viridiplantae; Streptophyta; Magnoliopsida; Poales; Poaceae
Product: succinate dehydrogenase subunit 3-1, mitochondrial-like
Exons: 3
Coding region: 123-512 (129 amino acids)
Biological process (GO): mitochondrial electron transport, succinate to ubiquinone; tricarboxylic acid cycle
Cellular component (GO): membrane
Molecular function (GO): electron transfer activity; succinate dehydrogenase activity
Source: RefSeq, a predicted model, not a curated record